Messenger RNA from Vidua macroura (Pin-tailed whydah), 1924 nucleotides. Its product is annotated as blue-sensitive opsin. Bases 641 to 1729 code for a protein of 362 amino acids. The record is from RefSeq and is a predicted model, not a curated record. The transcript has 5 exons. Gene Ontology annotation, biological process: visual perception; phototransduction; G protein-coupled receptor signaling pathway. NCBI's taxonomy places the organism in Eukaryota, Metazoa, Chordata, Aves, Passeriformes, Viduidae. Gene Ontology annotation, molecular function: G protein-coupled receptor activity. Gene Ontology annotation, cellular component: membrane; photoreceptor outer segment.
GGCACAGGACGGUCCCAGUAAAAAUUUGGCAAACCAGGGAGGUUUGGGGGUCCAAUUUGGGGUCCCAGGGAGGUUUUGGGGUCCCAAAUUGGGGUUCCAAAGAGCUUUUGGGGUUGAAUUUGUUGCCACAGAGUGGUACCAGGGAAUUUUGGGGUCCAGUUUGGGACCCCAGGGACCUUUUGGGGUCCAGUUUAGGAUCCCAAGGAUCUUUUUGGGGCCAAAUUUGGGCUCCCGGGCACUUCCCAGGCUCCAAUUUGGCCCCUCAGCACCCCCAAAACCCCCAACCCCCCGCAGCGCCCGGGGGUAUUUCAGGACCACCACCCCCCACCCCCUCCCCAUCGCACCAGCACCCAAUUAAGCCCUUUUAGGGUGGGGGGGGGGGCCCUGAUACCCCCUGAUCCCCCACCCCAACCCUGCUAAUCAGGGCUCGGGGGCGAUUAAGACCCCCCGAAAGCCGCUUGCCGAGCGCCUAAGCCCGGCUUGGCCAGCGCCGGCUCCCGGAUGAGCCGGGCUCAGCCGCGCUUUACCUCCUGAGCCCCGAUUAUUGGGGGGGGGUCCCAUCCGCCCCCCGCCCUAUAAAAGAUCCGCCCCGUCGCCCCCCACCCGCCCGUCCGUCCGCGGUGUCGCCGUCACCGCCAGCAUGCAGAAGUCGCGGGAGAUGCGGGACGAGCUCCCCGAGGAUUUCUACAUCCCCAUGACCCUGGAGACCCCAAACCUGACGGCGCUGAGCCCCUUCCUGGUCCCCCAAACCCACCUGGGCAGCCCCGGCAUCUUCAAGGCCAUGGCGGCCUUCAUGUUCCUGCUGGUCGCCCUCGGCGUCCCCAUCAACGCGCUGACCGUGGUGUGCACGGCCAAGUACAAGAAGCUGAGGUCACACCUGAACUACAUCCUGGUCAACCUGGCGGUGGCCAACCUGCUGGUGGUGUGCGUGGGCUCCACCACGGCCUUCUACAGCUUCUCCCAGAUGUAUUUCGCCCUGGGGCCGCUGGCCUGCAAGAUCGAGGGGUUCGCCGCCACGCUGGGCGGGAUGGUGUCCCUGUGGUCGCUGGCCGUGGUGGCCUUCGAGCGGUUCCUGGUCAUCUGCAAGCCCCUGGGCAACUUCACCUUCCGGGGUAGCCACGCGGUGCUGGGCUGUGCCAUCACCUGGAUCUUCGGCCUCAUCGCCUCCGCGCCCCCCCUCUUCGGCUGGAGCAGGUACAUCCCCGAGGGGCUGCAGUGCUCGUGCGGCCCGGACUGGUACACGACGGAGAACAAAUGGAACAACGAGUCCUACGUGAUUUUCCUCUUCUGCUUCUGCUUCGGCUUCCCCCUGACCGUCAUCAUCUUCUCCUACGGGCGGCUGCUGCUCACCCUGCGCGCGGUGGCCAAGCAGCAGGAGCAGUCGGCCACCACGCAGAAGGCGGAGCGCGAGGUGACCAAGAUGGUGGUGGUGAUGGUGCUGGGCUUCCUGGUGUGCUGGCUGCCCUACUGCGCCUUCGCGCUCUGGGUGGUGACGCACCGGGGCCACCCCUUCGACCUGGGGCUGGCCUCCAUCCCCUCCGUCUUCUCCAAGGCCUCCACCGUCUACAACCCCAUCAUCUACGUCUUCAUGAACAAGCAGUUCCGCUCCUGCAUGCUCAAGCUCGUGUUCUGCGGCCGGAGCCCCUUCGGGGACGACGACGACGUGUCCGGCUCGUCCCAGGCCACGCAGGUGUCCUCGGUGUCCUCCAGCCAGGUGUCCCCGGCGUAGGGCCCGGCCCCACCACGGGGCUGCCCCACGGCUCUGCCCCACGGCUCUGCCCCGCCAUGGGGCUGCCCCACAGAGGGCCCGACCCAGCCAGGGCUGCCCCACACCGGGCUCGGCCCUAUAUCAUGCUCAGCCCUAUAUCGAGCUCUGCCCCACAUUGAGCUCUGCCCCACACCGGGCUCGGCCCUAUGUCAAGUU